Molecule: messenger RNA, 1367 nt
Organism: Sinocyclocheilus anshuiensis
Lineage: Eukaryota; Metazoa; Chordata; Actinopteri; Cypriniformes; Cyprinidae
Gene: ap1ar
Product: adaptor related protein complex 1 associated regulatory protein
Exons: 10
Coding region: 239-1132 (297 amino acids)
Biological process (GO): regulation of Arp2/3 complex-mediated actin nucleation; negative regulation of cell motility; negative regulation of substrate adhesion-dependent cell spreading
Cellular component (GO): endosome
Molecular function (GO): kinesin binding; AP-1 adaptor complex binding
Source: RefSeq, a predicted model, not a curated record
AGGAAGAAGAAACAAUAGAGGAUUUUAGGCCGGAGCUGAGAAUGCGAGCCAUGGAUGCAUGAUGCCGCUGCGCGAGCGACGUGUCCGCAGGUGACUCACCUGCGCGAACCGGCCGCGUGCUUGCGCUUGUGCAAGCCAUGCAGAAUAAAUUCGUCGCGUCCAGAGCAGUGCGCAAAGAAGCAGCAUAUGGAUCCGGAAUGGAAGAGUAGCUGAUACCUACACCUGAUUCGUGCAUGCCAUGGGGAACUGCUGGGCUCAAUGUUUUGGGCUCUUUAGAAGGGAAGCAAACAGGAUACAAAGAGGAGGAGGGUCGAAGUACUUCAGAAGCAGCACAGCUGGGGAACACUAUACCAUUGAGUUUGAGAACCUUGUGGAGAGCGAUGAGGGUGAGAGCUCACAAAGCUGCCCCAGACCCAUCAGCGAUGAGGAGAUCAGUCACUUGAAGGAGCAUCGCUAUGCUGCCAUCUCAGACAAACAGGCGCUGAUUGACGAAAAGCUGAAUGAAGAGUUAUUGGCAGAAGAGGAGAAGUUAAGGCUAGAAGAGGAGGCUGUUUUUGCAGCCCAGCGCGAAGCAGCGCGGCUCACUAUGGAACAAAAGCUAAAGGAGGGGAAGCAGCAGCAGCCGCAGAGGACCAAACCCAGAUCAGACCCAGAGAGCAAUGACCCUCGGCACAAAACCAAAGUGUCAGAUGCAGAGUUCGAGGUGUACCUGCAGAGUGUGAAGGCUCAAUCUGAAGCCUUUCGCAGUAACCGACUCAGCUCUGAGACGAAUGUAGUGACCCCAAACACAGAGAGCAGCUGGGACUUCACCAGUAAGACUGACGCCACCUCACUGGACCUGGAGUGGGAGGAUGAGGAGGGAAUGAACCGGAUGGGACCUGCAUGGGAGCGUUCCAAAACAGAGGAGGACAUUUUACGGGCGGCACUUCGUCCCGGCGGGAAACAGCUGGACAGUGGCCCCACCUCUGAGGACUCCAACGCUUUGGAGUGGGAGAACGACUUUGUAAGUGCACAUCCCGAGGACAGCGGUGACCAUGCCGACGAGGACUUUGAGGGAUUUGUUAAUCCAGUACUGGACACGCCCACUGAGGAGGCGGGGCAUAAGGCCAGCUCUGACGAACAAGAAAGAUAGUCUACAGCAAAAGACAGCGAGACUACAGCAACUUCAAAUGCCUCAUUCAGAUUCAGUGUGAUAUGAUUGCAGACAGUCCCUUUAACCUAAUAGAACCGUAACCUAAUAAACUAAACCCAUAUUUCUCAGUGUAGGAGAAAAUACAAGAACAGAAAUGCUUCAAAUGAUUUCUGCUUUGUCAUUAUUGGGUGAAUAUCAUGAAAAUAUGAGUCAUGAUCUAUCCCAAAAAAUUAUA